CUUUCGCCAAGAUGAGCUGUGCAUCGCAUCGGGGUUACUGUACGUGCAUGUCGCAAUUCGUAUCUAAACAUGUCCCUUCUCCCUUGAAUUCAAAUAGAAUCGUGUAGACCGCAGAAUUGCUUCAUAGUGCUGGACACUGAUUUACCCCGCACCAACCCCCACCAUGGCGUCCAAAUCAACACCAGGCAUUUUGUACGUGACUAUGCAGCCCAAAGAGGGUUUGCCAGACGCGCAGUUCCACGAUUGGUACCAAAACGAACACGGCCCGAACCGUCUACGCCUCCCUUUCUGCAACAAUGGAUUCCGUUACCGCGCCACUGACCUGGAGAGCCAGCCCGGCACAAAGGACAAGCCCGAAUGGAUGGCCAUCUACGAUUUCGACGAGCUGGAAUGGCUGACGAGAGAGCCUUACACCAAGCUCCGCAGUGCACCGGUACAGUCGCAAAGGGAACGCGACACCAUGAAGCAGAUUUUUGUGGACAGGCGUAGCUAUGAUCUGCAGAAUGAGUGGAAAAGUGACGAUUUCAAGGACCUGCAGAAAGUGGAGAGCGAGGGCGAGAAGAAUGUUCUGGUGGCUGUGAGCUUUACACUACAGGAUGGUGAAGGGAAAGAAGAGGAGUUGUCGAAGUGGUACGAAGAUGAACACGUAGCGCUGCUGCAGCAGGUCCCUGGCUGGAGGAGGACGAGGAGGUUUGUGACGAGUUACCUGGAUCUCGAGAGCGGACAUAAGACUGAGAAGGAGUUUGUUGCGCUCCAUGAAUAUGCGCCGCAGAACGGACUGGGAGGCCCAGAGUUCCGUAAGGCGCUUAGCACCGAAUGGGCCGGUAGGAUCAUGAAAGAUGUCGUAAAGGGGAGGAACAGGAGGGUAUAUGACUUGUACUAUACAUUUGGACCUGCGUCGCGCGACCUGAAGAGUCUCACCUCAGCUGAUGCCCUGUCAACAGAGUUCGUCCAAGGCCUAACAAAGACACAUCCCGCACACAAGACACCAGAGAAGAGGCCAGUGAUCGAAAGCUUCGUCACGACCCCGGAUGGCGUGCAGCUUCCUUAUCGACUAGAAGGUUCUGACGAUCCGAAUCCGCCAUUACUAGUUCUUUCCAACAGCAUACUCGUUGAUUACGGCAUCUGGGACGAUUUCGUAAGCCACUUUUUGCAAAUCACCAACAGCCAGUACCGCAUCCUACGAUACAACACACGAGGCCGCAACGCCCUCCCUCCUAAUUCCACCGCACCAGUCACAAUCGACACGCUCACCAAAGACGUCAUCACCCUCCUCGAUGCCCUCCGCGUCAAGAAAGCGUCGAUAGUCGGCGUCUCACUCGGCGGCGCGACAGCGCUCAAUAUCGGACUCUCACAUCCAAACCGUAUCGAAGCUUUCGUAGGCUGCGACACGAAUGCCUUCGCGCCCGCAUCGAAUGCCAGUGCGUGGACCGAGCGUGUCAAAGUGUGCGAGAAGGAAGGCGCCAAGUCUUCCUCUGGGGAGCCCAUCGUCGGCGAGGAGUUGGCUGAAGUUACCGUGCGGAGAUGGUUUGUCAAGGAGUCGUAUGACGACGCUACGUUGGCGGAGAAGAUCGAAAAAGUGAAAGGUUUCGUCAAGUCCAACUCGCUGCCUGGCUUUAGGGAUAGUGCGACUGCGCUGCAUCAGUAUGAUAUUAGGGAGAAGAUGGGGAGUUACAAGGGCAAGGGAGUGUUCUUGGUGGGUGCGGGUGAUGGCGUGCUUCCCAAGACUAUGAAGGAGAAUAUGGCAGAUAAGCUGGGUAGUGGUGUGGAGCUAAAGGUUGUGGAGGGCGCAGGACAUUUACCGAUGGUAGAGAAGCCAGAGGAGGUUGCACGAUUUGUUGCUCAUUUUCUAAAGGGAUAAGACGUUUCUGCAUAUGCUGAGAUCUCGACUAUAUAAGUCGUAUGAGAUGACGCGUAGCAACGCAAAACCCCGUUUCGCGCUGCUAUUGUGCGGCCGAAUAUAAAGAUCCUUUGAUCAAUUCCAUUUCUCUCCACCACUGGGAAAGUUCCCGUCUCAU
This is a messenger RNA of Cucurbitaria berberidis CBS 394.84, 2018 nucleotides long. RefSeq names its product alpha/beta-hydrolase. The record is from RefSeq and is a predicted model, not a curated record. Bases 164 to 1861 code for a protein of 565 amino acids. Lineage: Eukaryota; Fungi; Ascomycota; Dothideomycetes; Pleosporales; Cucurbitariaceae. The transcript has 2 exons.